AUGGGACUGGCCGUCAGCUAUGCGAUCGCGGACAAGACCUUCCUCGAGCGGACCAAGCCCCGAGUGGAGCAGAUGUUGACCGACAUACGGAACGAGUUCGACCAAAUGGUGCUGGAGACGGACUGGAUGGACGCUUAUACCAAGUACGAGUCGCUGGAGAAGUCCAAGGCCAUGAAGUCAUUGAUCGGGUUCCCCGAGUGGAUUCUGGACGAUGAGAAACUGGAGGAGCACUAUCAAGGGAUCAGUCCAACGCAUCACGUGGAAAACUGGGUUACCGCUUUGGAGUUCAUGAAUACGGAAUGGUUGCGUUCAUGGCGGGUGAAGAACAGUAAAGUUUGGGACAUGGACCCAACGGUGGUCAAUGCGUACAACAUCUUCGAACGGAACGCGAUCAAUAUCCCAGUAGCCAUCAUUCAGUAUCCGUUCUACUACCUUGGAUUGGAUGCGCUCAACUACGGUGCCCCUAGGGGAAGUUCUAGGCAUGAACUGACCCACGGGUUCGACAACGCAGGCCGCCACUACGACAAAUACGGCAACGAGAAACGCUGGUGGUCCAACCAUACGCCUGCAGGAGUACGACAAGCGCGCCCAGUGUCUAGAGGAGCAGUACAGUUCGUACUACUUUCCGGAAGCGAAGGCAUUUAUCAAUGGUACGCUGACGCUCGGGGAGAACAUUGCGACAACGGAGGACUUCGGGAAGCAUUCCGCGCUUACAAGGCGUACGUGAAGCGCAACGGUCCCGAACCAGUGUUGCCAGGCUUCGAGGAUUUCACUCAACGAACAGUUGCUGUUCAUCUCCAAUACUGCGAAACGGUAAGCCCAGCGGUUGCCAAAUAUUUGGUCAAAGACGAGCACAGUCCGUCCAAGUUUCGGGUCCUUGGGGUGCUGAGUAACAUGCCGGAGUUUGGCGAAGCCUACCAGUGCCCUAGCGGCAGCAAAAUGAAUCCAAAGCGGAAGUGUCGCGUGUGGUGA
Aedes aegypti (yellow fever mosquito) is the source of this 972-nucleotide messenger RNA. Its product is annotated as endothelin-converting enzyme 1-like. Gene Ontology annotation, biological process: protein processing. Gene Ontology annotation, molecular function: metalloendopeptidase activity. NCBI's taxonomy places the organism in Eukaryota, Metazoa, Arthropoda, Insecta, Diptera, Culicidae. The coding region runs from base 1 to 972 and encodes 323 amino acids. Gene Ontology annotation, cellular component: plasma membrane. The record is from RefSeq and is a predicted model, not a curated record. The transcript has 6 exons.